CAAGCUCCAGAGUCGAAAAUUUUGAAAAAACCGCCAAAGUGCGAAGACGAAGCGCGUAAGCUCGGGAGAUUUUGGCGGCUUAAUUUCAAACGCCGAAGCUUCAAAACGAAGCUUCAUCUUCCCCAACAUAUUCAAAGGCAAACAAACAUUCGCCAAAACUCUCCGUCAUCGUCUUCUUCUAGAUCUGCUGCUGCGUUCAACCAAUCUCUCUGAUCAAAGCAAACAGCAAAGGAAAAUGGAGACUCCUCCGCCCCACCUCGAGAAGAUGGGCAGAGAACUCAAGUGCCCCAUUUGUUUGAGUCUACUGAGUUCUGCGGUUUCACUCAAUUGCAAUCAUCUCUUCUGCAAGUAACCUCCUCCUUCAUUGCUACCUGAAUCUCUUGCAUUGUGAAGUCGAUGAAAUCGGGUUCCAAUUGUCCUGUUUGUAAAAUCCCAUAUCGGCGUAGAGAGGUUCGCCCGGCUCCUCACAUGGAUAAUUUGGUUAGUAUUUACAAGAGCAUGGAAGAUGAUUUGGGAAUUAAUAUAUUUGUCACUCAGAAUGCACCCCCAACUAAAUCAUCAGAAGGAAAACAUCACGCUGAAGAUGAUUUUAGCCACGGCGAGCAAGAUCUUCCUGAGUUUCAGGAUAGAGCUCAGAAACAGAAAACCUUAAGAGGAAAAAGAUCCAGGAAAAAUAAGGCCAGCCUGGAAAGUUCUGGUUCUAUUUCAAUUAAACCUUCAUUUCCAAACAAGAAAAGGGUCCAGGUUCCACAGUCUCCUCUUUCAGAAACCCCAACCUGCCAUGAAAAGCUAGAAGGUGAUUUAAUGGCUGAUCGAGCGAAGCAGAGUUCAAAAACACUGAAGGAGAAGCCUGUUCUAAAUGAGAAGGGAGAACUGGUUCUGUCACCUUUCUUUUGGUUGAAUGACAAAGAUGUAGAAAAUUUGAGUCAGCAUUCUUCCGGUGAUCAACUUAGUGAUCUUCCAUCUCCAAAUGUUCCCACAUUCAGUGAUAUCAAAGACUCUGAUGAUGAAAAUUCUGUUAGGUCCCCACUGGGAGAAGUGCACGGCACAUCUUCUAAUGCUGCAGAUCUAUAUGAUAGUGAGAUGUUUGAAUGGACACAAAGAGCUUGCUCUCCUGAACUCUUCCCAAGUCCUUCUGAGAUGCAGCUUGCAGACGAUGAACUUGAUAGAGUUCAAGGGAAGGAACCAAAAGAAGUCUCACAAAACAAGAAAUCAGAUGAACUUUAUGCUAAAAGUGCAAGGUCUAAAAGAAACAAAAAAAGUAGUGGAAAUAUGGAUUUUCUGCCAGAGCUUCCCACUGCUGGAACUAAAGAUGUUAGUCAUGAAGUUGUUAGUAAUGAAUCUGACAAGCGAGGUAGGAAGGCAAGGAAUCUCACGAAAAGAAAAUGUGCUACAAGCCAUACAGAUCCAGGAACAGAUAUUAAUGUCACUUCAAAGGGAUCUGAGGUAUUUUAUGAAGAACCAGCAUGUGAGAAUAACGGUGGUUCUUUAGCUAAGACUCACAAAAGGAGUAAGAAGGAACAUUCAUCUGUUGUAGCCAAGCCCACAUCUGAAAAUGUUCAUGUCCUCUCUACCAGAGCUGAUAGUCGAAUUAAUGGUGAUGAAAAUAGGGUAACUGAAUCACCUACUUCAAUAGGAAAAAAUGCUGGCAGUGAUGAACCGUCCAGUAAGAAGGCUGGAAAUAUCUAUAAGGAGGUCAGUGACAAGAACAAGAUUGACCGGCCAGUAAGGUUAAAAAUACAAAAGAUGGUCUCCAUGAAAAAGACAAUGCUUGAGGAUGUAUCAGAAAUACAGAAGCAAGCAAAUAAGGUUACUCCUACUGAGUUGUCUCCUACAAAUCUUCCCACAGAUGAUAACCAGAAAGCCUCUGAAUCCAGAAAUAAAUCCAGAAAACUUGCUAGAAAAGCCAAGUCAGGUGAUCAAGAACUGAAAAGUAAGAAAAAGCUGAAAGCUUCUUCUGAUGGCAACUCAAAGGACGAUACUUCUGUUGAGAUUGGAGAAGGUCAUGGGAAUGUUAACGAAAAUGGAAAUGAAACAGCUGAGAAGAGCAAGGACAAUCGUGAUGUUAUAACUGAUCAAUCACCAGUGCAGAAGCUUCUUUCAUUUACCAAUGUGGUUUUGAAGAGAUGUGAGGCUGUUCCUAGUAAAAUCCAGUGUGCUUUCUGUCUUUCAUCAGAAGAAGCAGAGGCUUCUGGAGAGAUAGUCCACUAUUGUAAUGGCAAGCCUGUUGCUGCGGAUCAUGAUGGAGGACUCAAGGUUAUACAUGUACACAGGACCUGCACUGAAUGGGCUCCUAAUGUCUAUUUUGAAGAUGAUAUUGCUAUUAAUCUUGAAGCUGAAUUAACUAGGAGUUGUAAAAUUAAAUGUUCUUGCUGCGCAAUCAAAGGAGCUGCUCUUGGGUGCUGCGAGAAGAGUUGUCGUAGGAGCUUUCAUGUUACCUGUGCAAAGCUGAUGCCUCAAUGUCGCUGGGAUACUGAUAAAUUUGUUAUGUUAUGCCCCAUUCAUGCCUCCUCCAAGUUGCCAAAUGAAAGCCCUGGAUCUCAAGCAACGAGGAAAAAGAGCAAUCCUAGAAAACAACCUAAUAUUGAACGUCCUAAAGUUGCUGCUAAACAAGACAGCAAUAUCCCCCCAGAUCAGAAGUUUUGUGGAUCAUCCAAGAAAUUGAUUCUUUGUUGUUCAUCUCUCACAAAUGCAGAGAGGGAGUCUGUCUCUGGAUUUGAAAGUUUAUCUGGACUUACGGUUUUGAAGAAUUGGGAUUCUAGUGUUACACAUAUUAUUGCAUCGACAGAUGAAAAUGGAGCAUGCAGAAGAACCCUCAAAGUUUUGAUGGGUAUCUUGGAGGGGAAGUGGAUUCUGAGUGUGGAGUGGAUUAAUGCUUGCACAGAAGCAAUGAAACUAGUUGAUGAGGAGCCUUAUGAAAUCAACGUUGACAUUUAUGGAAUCAGGGAUGGUCCUCGACUUGGUAGACUAAGGCUGAAGAACAAGCAACCAAAGCUUUUUGAGGGGUUCAAGUUUUACUUCAUGGGAAACUUCAUACCUUCAUACAAGGGGUAUUUACAAGACCUUGUAAUAGUUGCUGGAGGAACGAUUUUGCAAAGAAAACCUGUUCCAGAGGGCCCGAGAGCCUUGUCAGUCGGUUCCCCCAAAUGUCAAACCUUCAUAAUUUACAGCCUCGAGCUACCUGACCAAUAUCACUGCAGCAAGAAGAGUACAAUUUUCAACACUAGGCAGGCUGAUGCGAAGGCUUUGGCCACCUCCGCUGGAGCCAAGGUAGCAAGCAACUCAUGGGUAUUGAACUCCAUUGCUGCCUGCAAGUUACAAAAUCUCUCUGAUUCCAAAUAGUAUACAUACUGCAGAAGUCGUGUAUAUGUUUAUAACUUCUCCAGAUCCAGUUUCUUAUUUCAAAACCGUAAACAUAAAUGAUUACGUAAUUCUUCGUUGCUUCCAAUCAAUUGUGGUUUUUAUUCC
This is a messenger RNA of Pyrus x bretschneideri (Chinese white pear), 3468 nucleotides long. RefSeq names its product protein BREAST CANCER SUSCEPTIBILITY 1 homolog. Gene Ontology annotation, cellular component: BRCA1-BARD1 complex; plasma membrane; BRCA1-A complex. The coding region runs from base 397 to 3342 and encodes 981 amino acids. The transcript is spliced from 14 exons. The record is from RefSeq and is a predicted model, not a curated record. Gene Ontology annotation, biological process: double-strand break repair via homologous recombination; negative regulation of fatty acid biosynthetic process; positive regulation of transcription by RNA polymerase II. Lineage: Eukaryota; Viridiplantae; Streptophyta; Magnoliopsida; Rosales; Rosaceae. Gene Ontology annotation, molecular function: ubiquitin-protein transferase activity.